Messenger RNA from Phymastichus coffea, 517 nucleotides. It is a transcript of the gene UQCR-Q, whose product is annotated as cytochrome b-c1 complex subunit 8. Bases 16 to 381 code for a protein of 121 amino acids. The transcript is spliced from 3 exons. Gene Ontology annotation, biological process: mitochondrial electron transport, ubiquinol to cytochrome c. Lineage: Eukaryota; Metazoa; Arthropoda; Insecta; Hymenoptera; Eulophidae. The record is from RefSeq and is a predicted model, not a curated record.
UUGAAUGUGUGAGAAAUGUUCUGCAUGCACCCUAAUAAUGCGCGCGCCGAUUUUUUGUCUCAAAACAGCUGUACUGUCAGCGCCAUUCGUGCUUGUGUCGUCUGGACCUGUGUUCGUAAAAAGAGCGGAAAAAUGGGAUUGUAUUUUGGUAAUUUGGCCAAAAUUCGAGGCAUCGUCUAUUUCAGACUCAGCCCCCAUGAACAGAAAGCAUGGGCAGGAGCAUUCAGUCACGGGUUUCCUAACAUGAUACGUCGAUUUAGGGAGAGCGUCUUCAAAGUAGUCCCGCCAAUGCUCUUGACGUACAUGCUAGUCGAUUGGGCAGAUAAGGAGAACGAACGCUUGUCAAGGAAGAACCCAAAGGAUUAUGAGAAUGACAAAUAAUGCGAUACUUAGCCAAUGAUUUAUAGUUAACGAUUCUUUUGUUAUCAAUUAAUAAAAAAGCGUAGCAAUUCCAGAAAGCUUGCUUAACGCAUGUAAACAAUAAGUUGUUAAAUACAGUUGAAGAAAUGGUUGCGUA